Dermochelys coriacea (leatherback sea turtle) is the source of this 5082-nucleotide messenger RNA. It is a transcript of the gene YPEL1, whose product is annotated as yippee like 1. NCBI's taxonomy places the organism in Eukaryota, Metazoa, Chordata, Testudines, Dermochelyidae. The coding region runs from base 2370 to 2756 and encodes 128 amino acids. The record is from RefSeq and is a predicted model, not a curated record. The transcript is spliced from 6 exons.
GGGCCGCGGAGCCGCCGGUGAGUACCCAGCCCGCGCAGCGAACCCGGCCACCGCUCCCCCAAGCCGAGGGACCCUCCACCGCCGCCCCAGUCCGUAGCCAGCCGUGGCGUUGCCUCCCCGCGCCUCGAGGACCCGGCGGCGGCUUUUGGCGAGGCGGGAAGCGGAGGCAACUUUCCUGGCUUGGCCCGGCGGGCUCGGGCUCUAUUUAUAGCGCCUGGAAGUGACGGCAGAGCUGCCCGACCGGCUGCAGCCGCCGUGUUACCGGGCGGAUUGUGAGGCUUUGCCUUGCUGCGGGGGUAGCAGACCAGACCAGACGGCGCUGCGGGUCCAGAGGGCGGCUAGCCCCUUCCCAGCCGGGCGGAUUCCCGAUCCCUUCGCCUCCCCGGCUGGAGCGGGCUAACUCGGCCGUUCCCCGCGGGCGGGCGCCUGCCAGCCGCGGGGCUUUGUUUGUAAACAGUGGGGACGCUGCGAGCCCUUCCCAAGGUCCUGUGGGGCAGGCCGGGGCGGCUGGGGCCGGAGGUCGCUUGGCCGGAUCGCAGAGCCCUGACGGAUCAGGAUCCCCCCCCACCUUGCAUGCAAAGCCCUGUGAAAUCUCCCCCUCCCCCAGCUGCUGCUGCACAACCGUGCCCAGGGCUGAGGCGCGGGCGGGCUGAAGGGACUUGGUCUCUGUUCCCUUCUUCGCUGCUGCGGCUUUUAUGAAAAGUUACAUUGUCCUGUAAGCCUCGUAGAUACUGUUGCAAACGAAAAGCAGCACCAUUUUUGCACAGGUAACUUUGCGCGCUGAUACUGAGGCUGAAAACUCAUUUGCAAAACGAGCUUGAAAUGGGAACAGAAGAAUAAUCGCUUACUAUUUAAAACUUUCCAGGGGGGAAAGCAAGAUCGAUCUGUGGAGCUAACUUUCAGCUUAAUUGUGUUUAUUUUAAUUUAUCUGUACACUGGCUACUAAAAAUCAGGAAUGAGAUUUAAUAAUUGUCGAUACGAUGUAUUGCAGUGUGUUUUGCUUGAGCUGAAAACAUGAAAACGUAUCUGGUUAAAUUGACUUUCCUGCGUUCCUUUUUUAAAAAGGAAGUGUACUCGAAUCGCAGAUUGUGCAUUUAAAACAAAAAACGCUGUCGGGCUUGUUGGUGCCAGACAAAACGUUAAUUUUCCCCCUUCCCGCAUUUUUGUGUUGAAUGGAUUAGAAGAGAGGCCCCUUAAAUAGUCAGGAGCCUUGAGUUAACUAUUUUCUACUUUAUUUUAUUUUUGUCAUUACAAUUCCUGGUGUGAGUCUUGAAUUGAGCUUACUAAGAGUGGUGGGAAAACUGCCUAGACAGUCAUUCAACUGAACUAACUACUAAGUUGUCAAGAAACUGAUAUAUUUUGCUUGACUUAUUAUAUCUGACUUAGCUAUGAAUUUCUUAAGGACUGGGAAUUUUAGUCUGUAUUUGCCUUGUUGCUGAGUUAGGUGCCAAACUUAAAUACAUUUCAAAUAAGGAAUAGGUUUGAUAAGUCUCUUUUUUUUAAAGCAUGAAAGAGGAGUCAGUGGUCUACACACAACUCUCUAAGGUAACCUCUCCAAAAAAUAAGCUGUUAGGAAUGACAAUGAGAAAUGUUACGAAGAUGGCAUGUUUAUUAAAUGUUAAAAGCUUUGAAUAGCUAGCUACAGGUCAGGUGCUACCCUUCUGAAACAAGAUUGACUAAAAUGUUCAGUUACAUGGAUCUGAAAUUCCAGUACUAAUGUCGGUUACCUGGUAGAUAAUAGUACUGUCCUUAGACUGCAUCUGCUUUAACAUGCUUCCUCUCAUUGUUUGUUUACACAUCCGGGAGCAUGGUUGGGGACUGCCCAUUUCAUUAGGAUUGGCUGAUACUUGGCUACCAAAUUUGGACAUCCCAUCCAGUGAUGUCAUGCUGCCAAAUGGCAGCAGAACUGAAAUUACUUGAUGAAAUCUAUGAAUUGUUGUGACUGUUUCUCUUGUGGCAUCUGUGUGGAAAGUGCCACACACACUCCAGAACAACAACGGCUUUUGCUUGCAUUUUCCAGUGUUUUUUUUGUCAGCAAGUUCAGCAAAGUUGUAAUUCUUCAAGUGCCAGCCCUGAGCUGAGUGAGGAGCCACCAGCAGAGAUGGUAAAAAUGACAAAAUCAAAAACGUUCCAGGCUUACCUGCCAAACUGUCACCGAACCUACAGCUGUAUCCACUGCAGAGCCCACCUAGCCAAUCAUGAUGAAUUGAUUUCCAAGGCAAGUGAUUUGUUUAGAGACUUCAUGUGGGGUUUUUUAACCAAAAUUGUUGUCAGUACUUCCAAUACAUAAGUGGUAUAAAUCUGAUGCAUACUUCAAAGUAUCUUCCCAAGAGCUCCAUUCUUGGGUCAUAGGUGCAUUAUACUGAGGAAUGGAUGUUUUCUGGAAACUUUGUGUAAAGCCCCAUCUUCAUAACCCCCCACGAAUAACAGUUAACCUGAUGCUACAACAGAGGUUAUGUGACUUAGGAGUGCAUCUCAUACCUAAUUCUGCAUUCAAAGAGCUUCACUUGCAGUCUUUUCAGGGAAGCCAGGGAAGAGCCUACCUCUUUAAUUCUGUGGUAAAUGUGGGCUGUGGUCCAGCAGAGGAGAGAGUUCUUUUGACAGGUUUACAUGCUGUAGCAGAUAUCUAUUGUGAAAACUGUAAAACCACUCUUGGAUGGAAAUAUGAACAUGCUUUUGAGAGCAGUCAGAAAUACAAAGAAGGAAAAUUUAUCAUUGAACUUGCCCAUAUGAUCAAAGACAAUGGUUGGGAGUAAAUUAAAAGCAUUUUUCACUCUGUUUGGACAAUAUUCUGUGGAACAUGCUUUAUACAGACUAAUGCAAAUGAAAGGAGGAUUUUGGCUGAGGUGUCUCUGAGAAUAUCACUGAACUUUGCAACCUCACAAAUGAAUAGUGUAGUUCAUGUGGCUAUUUCAGGCCAUGUUUGCCUUUUUCUCCUUGUGUAAAUUCCCUUUUUGUAUACGUAUUCUUGUGUGAACAGUUGUUUUGGAACAUUUUGGAUGACCUUUUUCUAAACUCUCAAGUUCUAGAGAAAUAGUUCACUAACUGCAAAUUAAUUUUACUGGUUAACAUCUUUAUUUGACCUAUGCCUAUAAUGCUACCUUGGCUGUGCAUGCUUCUUGCCUAAACACCUACACCAAAUCUAGCAGAAGACUGAUAUGAAUAGUCCUGAAGAAUGUAUGGGCUGGGGAUGUCUUUUUAUAUGUAGCAAUUUCUGAUAUCUCUGGCAGUAAAAGGGAUGCAGUAUUAGAGUAUUCAUUAAUUGCUUUUUAAAAUUUGGGAGUACCAUAAUCUGUGUACAUCUUGCAGGCAAGUAAAUUAAAGAUACAGUGCUCAUUUAGAAAUCUUUCGGUUGCACUGACUCAAUUUAGUAGAUCUUAAGUUUUGCAAAAAAAGAAUACGUUAAUGGUUCAAUAUUUUUAGUGCAACUAAUUUACAAGGAUACUAAGGCAGUGAUACUGUAGAAUAUAUUUAAUCAACAUAAUUGCAUUACUUAUCCAGCAAACUUGUCUUGAAGGGAGAAGUAGAUAAAAUUACAGCCUGCAAGAUCAAAGGGCACAAAAAUAUAUGCAUCUUGUAUUUAUAAAAAAUUAGUCAGUGUAAACAAGUUUUUGGUACUGCACCUUUUAACAGUAACAGGGACUUGUGCAUCUGUGAAGUUUUAUGGCUGGUUCCAUGUAGCUGUGUAGUCUAAUGCACUGGACAAAGAGGUUGUUAUUAAGAAAAUUCAUUGAAAUAUUCUGCUUUUGCUACACUUUAACAAAAAUAUAGUUAUUUUUUGUGCGACAAGAGGCCAGGGCUUAUGAGAUGGAAGUUAUAACAGUACCUCCAGAAGAGAGGGGGUUGGUGGAUGGGCAGGAAAGUGUGAAGUUGACUUCAUUUCUUCAUAGAAUAGCAAGAUAAUUUUUACAAUUAAAAAAAUAAAAAGGGGUUUGUUGGUUUGCUGGAUAAAUCAUCCCCAAAGACAUUUUCAUAAUAAAAUUUAUAUAAAGCUUGCAUCCUUUCUGUUUUUUGUUUUUUUUUUUCCAGCUGCUUCUUAACUGGAGUGACUUAGUAAUGAAAGCCUUCUGUAGAUGUGUAGCCACAAAAUUUACUAUUGGGUUUUGUGCAUGCACUUUCAGAGAAAUUUAAAAAAAUUAAUCUUGUGUCUUUUAUUCAUUGCUAAUUUUGUUAUCAAAUGAAAAGUAUUUGUGGAGGACCUUUUGUACUUAGCUCCCUUAAUGCUUGAGGACAAAAUGGUUGGCAGCAUCUUUUUCAUUAACACUACAUAAGUACUAUGAUGGAAUGAACAAUAUGAAAGCCUUACAAUAGAAUAGAGGUUAGUUUCCUUUUAAUAACUAUUUUAAUAUGGCAUUUGUAAGUUUGCAAUGUGUGCCAUUGCUGCUGCUGUUACAUUUUGGGUAAAUCUCUGACAGGCUUUCAAAGCUCUACUGCACUUUAUUACCAGACAUCAUUCAUUUACAAGCAUGCCAAUGACUAGGAGCGAUACAGAAGCUGUCCAUCAGGAGCUGUGAUAAUGAACCUACAGAAGUUAAAUUUUAAAAAGUAGAAACAGUAAAAACCCUUGGGCUUAAGUCCAAAGAACUGGUCUAGUGCAACUGAGUUCAAUAUGGAUUUUGUGGGGUGGCUUAUACUGCUCCUCCAUAAUCAAGAAUUAGAUUGGACCCAGGAGUCCCCUUUAUCUGAAUGUCAUUGGCACAAGAUGGUCAUCUGGUGCUGCCAUCUGUUCAAUCUGAAAGAACCUGGAAUUCUGUUUUGUUUGGGCUAUUUUUCAAUUUUCCUCUAGUAUAAUGUCCAUUGCCAACAAUGAAAGCACCAAAACAGCCAUCAACAAGGGGUUUGUGUUGGCUUCAAAGCCUAAAUAUAACACCCAUGGAGAUGUCUAUAGAAAAUUUAUAUUUUCUUUGUCUGGCUACAGACUCAAGAAGAAUUACACUGAGUUGAAGGAAAAAACACCACGACCCUUCACUAUAAAAAUGAGUACAAAUUUAAGGUUAAUGUUUUCUUUUUACAAGAGAGAACAAUCUGUAGUAAUAUUUUAAAUAGUGGAUUUGGAUGUUUCCUAUCAAUGAGCUUUUUUUU